This is a messenger RNA of Chionomys nivalis (European snow vole), 948 nucleotides long. RefSeq names its product cytosolic iron-sulfur assembly component 2B (gene Ciao2b). The record is from RefSeq and is a predicted model, not a curated record. Lineage: Eukaryota; Metazoa; Chordata; Mammalia; Rodentia; Cricetidae. Gene Ontology annotation, cellular component: cytosolic [4Fe-4S] assembly targeting complex. The transcript has 6 exons. Gene Ontology annotation, biological process: iron-sulfur cluster assembly. The coding region runs from base 300 to 806 and encodes 168 amino acids.
AUUCCCACUGUGGGGUUUUGCCUGGAAAGAAGAGUGCACGAAGAUCUCCCAACAGGAUCGCAUGGUCAAGAGCCGCGGGAGUCUCUUCUGAUCCCCUGGCGAGAGCUACCAGCAUUCCCUGGCUCCGCGUAGGCUGCACGACAAUAUUUUGCAAACUACCGGUCGAGUCCCAGGAGAGUGUCAGGUCCCUUGCGCGACCCCGUAGUCACACCACGCCCUCGCCUCAUUCCCAGGAAGUGCGCCCGCCGUAGGAGCGGAAGUACACACCACUCGGGGGUUGUGGGAACCGCAGUUCCGGGAUGGUGGGCGGCGGUGGCGGCUCUGGUGGCGGUGGGCGCGGCGGGCUUCUCGAGAACGCCAACCCCCUCAUCUAUGAGCGCUCCGGGGAGCGGCCAGUGACGGCGGGCGAGGAAGACGAACAGGUGCCCGACAGCAUCGAUGCCCGCGAGAUCUUCGAUCUCAUUCGGUCCAUUAAUGACCCCGAGCAUCCGCUGACACUAGAGGAAUUGAACGUAGUAGAGCAAGUUCGGAUUCAGGUUAGCGACCCCGAGAGCACAGUGGCCGUGGCUUUCACACCCACCAUUCCACACUGCAGCAUGGCCACGCUUAUUGGCCUAUCAAUCAAAGUCAAGCUUCUGCGGUCCCUUCCCCAGCGCUUCAAGAUGGAUGUGCACAUUACACCCGGGACCCACGCCUCGGAGCAUGCAGUGAACAAACAACUUGCAGAUAAGGAGCGAGUGGCAGCUGCCCUGGAGAAUACCCACCUACUAGAGGUCGUUAAUCAAUGUCUGUCAGCCCGCUCGUGAGCCAGGCUUUUGACCACCAGCCUGCACACAGGUGUCCUGGCCUCUGCUCCACCAAGAGCUUGUGGCUUUGUUUUCUUGGAUCACUGACAAUGAGAAACUUAACAUUUUUCAUUUUGUAAUAAACCCUUAAUUUAUAUUCAUU